This is a messenger RNA of Penicillium nucicola, 336 nucleotides long. Its product is annotated as dynein light chain DYN2. The transcript has 6 exons. Gene Ontology annotation, biological process: cilium assembly; microtubule-based process. Gene Ontology annotation, molecular function: dynein light intermediate chain binding; dynein intermediate chain binding. Lineage: Eukaryota; Fungi; Ascomycota; Eurotiomycetes; Eurotiales; Aspergillaceae. Bases 1 to 336 code for a protein of 111 amino acids. The record is from RefSeq and is a predicted model, not a curated record. Gene Ontology annotation, cellular component: cytoplasmic dynein complex.
AUGGAAGGCGAGAAGAACGAGAAGAUGGAGGCGCAGAUUAAGUCCGUCGAUAUGACCGAGGAUAUGCAGCAGGAGGCCAUUGCCCUUGCCAUUGAGGCUAUGGAGAAGUAUCAUGUGGAAAAGGACAUCGCCCAAUACAUCAAGAAAGAGUUCGAUUCUCGCAAGGGUGCUACCUGGCACUGUGUUGUUGGACGCAAUUUUGGCAGCUUUGUGACACACGGUUCGUCGCGCGCAUCACAUUCUACAGGGCCCACGACUAACAUCUCGACAGAGACGAAGCACUUCAUCUACUUCUACCUCGGCCACUGUGCUAUCCUCCUUUUCAAGACCCAGUGA